GUGCACAGGCGUCCCAGCGUGCUCCUCUUCCCUGCAGUCACGGGGAGCAUCUCCCAGAGGCUCCGCAGCCCAGGCUCCUGGUUCGUCUGCAGUCAGCCUGCCUGCUGGGGCCAUGUCGGACUACGAGAACGAUGAUGAGUGCUGGAGCGCUCUGGAGGGCUUCCGGGUGACGCUCACCUCGGUCAUCGACCCCUCACGCAUCACGCCCUACCUGAGGCAGUGCAAGGUCCUGAACCCCGAUGAUGAGGAGCAGGUGCUCAGUGACCCCAACCUGGUCAUCCGCAAACGGAAAGUGGGUGUUCUCCUGGACAUCCUGCAGCGGACAGGCCACAAGGGCUACGUGGCCUUCCUCGAGAGCCUAGAGCUCUACUACCCGCAACUGUACAAGAAGGUCACGGGCAAGGAGCCAGCCCGCGUCUUCUCCAUGAUCAUCGAUGCGUCCGGGGAGUCAGGCCUGACGCAGCUGCUGAUGACCGAGGUCAUGAAGCUGCAGAAGAAGGUGCAGGACCUGACCGCGCUGCUGAGCUCCAAGGAUGACUUCAUCAAGGAGCUGAGGGUGAAGGACAGUCUGCUACGCAAGCAGCAGGAGCGCGUGCAGAGGCUCAAGGAGGAGUGCGAGGCCGGCAGCCGGGAGCUCAAGCGCUGCAAGGAGGAGAACUACGACCUGGCCAUGCGCCUGGCGCGCCAGAGCGAGGAGAAGGGCGCCGCGCUCAUGCGCAACCGCGACCUGCAGCUGGAGGUCGACCGGCUCAAGCACAGCCUCAUGAAGGCCGAGGACGACUGCAAGGUGGAGCGGAAACACACGCUUAAGCUCAGGCACGCCAUGGAACAGCGGCCCAGCCAGGAGCUGCUAUGGGAGCUGCAGCAGGAGAAGGCCCUGCUGCAAGCCCGGGUGCAGGAGCUGGAGGCAUCGGUUCAGGAGGGGAAACUGGACAGGAGCAGCCCCUAUAUCCAGGUGCUGGAAGAGGACUGGAGGCAGGCGCUGCGGGGCCACCAGGAGCAGGCCAGCACCAUCUUCUCCCUGCGCAAGGACCUCCGCCAGGGCGAGGCCCGUCACGCCCGGUGCAUGGAGGAGAAGGAGAUGUUGGAGCUGCAGUGCCGGGCCCUGCGCAAGGACUCCAAGGUGUACAAGGACCGCAUCGAGGCCAUCCUGCUGCAGAUGGAGGAGGUUGCCGUCGAGCGGGACCAGGCCAUCGCCACACGGGAGGAGCUGCACACCCUGCACGCCCGCGGCCUGCAGGAGAAGGACGCGCUUCGAAAGCACAUGCGGGAGCUGGGCGAGAAGGCUGACGAGCUGCAGCUGCAGCUGUUCCAGCGUGAGGCGCAGCUCCUGGCCGUGGAGGGCAGGCUCAGGCGGCAGCAGCUGGAGAUGCUCGUCCUGAGCUCCGACCUGGAUGAUGGCUCACCCAGGAGCUCCCAGGAGCUCUCGCUCCCUCAGGAACUGGAGGAGGACACCCAACUCUCAGACAAAGGUGGCCUGGCUGUCGGUGGGAGCCAGGAGCGGCCCUUUGCAGCUGUGCACCAGGAGCAGCUUUCACUGACCCCCCAUAACGCAGGCCUGAGCAGUGGGGAGCCCCCAGAGAAGGAGCGGCGCCGCCUCAAGGAGAGUUUUGAGAACUACCGCAGGAAGCGUGCCCUCAGGAAGAUGCAGAACGGCUGGCGGCAGGGGGAGGCGGACAGGGAGAACACCACGGGCAGCGACAACACCGACACCGAGGGCUCCUAGCCGCAGCAGCGCGGGCCUGGCCCAGAGCACGCCCACCGGCCCCGCCACCCAGGGGUGCUAACGCCCUGGGCUUGGAACCAGGAGUCUGGUGCCCUGAAAGCCCCAGCCGGGCCGCCGAGCGUUGGGGUGUUCUGUUAAGCAGCCUUCAGCUUGCGGAGCCCACGCAGGUGCUCGCCACCCCGUGCACACGCAUUUGUGUAACUUGAGGGUCUGCUGUAUUUCACCACGUAACGCACGAUACAUGCAUGCAUUGUAUAAGUGUUAGAAAACCCGGCUACGUAAAUAAAUAACUCGGGUGACCCG
Saimiri boliviensis boliviensis (Bolivian squirrel monkey) is the source of this 2029-nucleotide messenger RNA. RefSeq names its product caspase recruitment domain family member 9 (gene CARD9). Lineage: Eukaryota; Metazoa; Chordata; Mammalia; Primates; Cebidae. Gene Ontology annotation, cellular component: cytoplasm. Gene Ontology annotation, molecular function: CARD domain binding. Gene Ontology annotation, biological process: positive regulation of canonical NF-kappaB signal transduction; regulation of apoptotic process. The record is from RefSeq and is a predicted model, not a curated record.